AUGGAGGAUUUUGAUUUGGCUAUACGCGAUGCUGAUUUAGUAGAGCCUUCGGUGCAGGUUAACUGGUUCACUUGGACUAGUAAGGUUCAUGGGUCUAGGAUGUUACGCCGCUUGGAUCGUAUUUUAGUGAAUGAUGAAUGGCUAUCUGCAUGGCCUACUUUGUUGGUAAAUGUGCUACCAUGGGGUAUUUUUUAUCAUUCUCCUAUUUUAUUCUAUCCUAGCUUUCAGCAAAAUAGUAGAGUGGUGUCAUUUCGGUUCUUCAAUCAUUGGCUGGAGGAUCCUUCAUUUAUUGAGGUGGUUGCUAGGAUGUGGGGUCGCCAUGAGGGUGUCUCACCGCUAGUGAGCCUCAUGAGAAAUCUUCAACGUCUUAAACCUACUCUCCGUAGGCAUUUUGGUAGGCACAUCUAG
Cucumis melo (muskmelon) is the source of this 408-nucleotide messenger RNA. RefSeq lists its product as uncharacterized. The coding region runs from base 1 to 408 and encodes 135 amino acids. The transcript has a single exon. Lineage: Eukaryota; Viridiplantae; Streptophyta; Magnoliopsida; Cucurbitales; Cucurbitaceae. The record is from RefSeq and is a predicted model, not a curated record.